This is a messenger RNA of Megalobrama amblycephala (Wuchang bream), 3388 nucleotides long. RefSeq names its product NACHT, LRR and PYD domains-containing protein 1 homolog. The coding region runs from base 159 to 2723 and encodes 854 amino acids. Gene Ontology annotation, cellular component: cytoplasm. NCBI's taxonomy places the organism in Eukaryota, Metazoa, Chordata, Actinopteri, Cypriniformes, Xenocyprididae. The transcript has 11 exons. The record is from RefSeq and is a predicted model, not a curated record.
UCUACGGGUGACGUCACGGACACUACGUCCAUAUUUUUUUUUGGUUCUUCCCCAUAGGUAACAUCGCAAAACUUAUGCUAAAACUUUUUCUGCUGGAAAGACCCGCAACCCACGCUGCUAACAUUCAUAGAUAAUCAGCUGAGACGGACACUUACGAGAUGUUUCGCAGUAAGGACAUUUCCCGAUCUCACGCUGUGCCAAAUGUGAGCGCUGCAGCUCAGAGUGGAAGCCAUAUUACAGCCCCUGCACUCACUAACAAUACAAUAACAGGCAAUGUCCACAUCAUACAUAAUGCACCCGGUUUCACUUGGAAUCACCCACAUUCUGAAAAAUCACAAACCUCAGCAACAAAGUCAUUGGUUUCCAAAUAUAAGACACGGAUCUGCAGUGAAUAUCAGUAUGUGACUGAGUAUAACUCUCUGCCUGGUGAACAUGUGUUGCUUUCUGAGCGCUUCACACAACCUCUGAUCCUUCGGAGACAUAGAGGUCAAAAAGAGAGAGAAGAAGAGAUCUGCUCCAGUGGAGAAAGAUUUCAGCAGGUCCUCAGAUCCAGGAGCAGUGAAGACUCUGUCCAUCUGAACUCUCUGUUUGACCCAGAUGGUCAUGGGAUCAGUCCUAGUUCUGUAAUACUGCAGGGAAAUUCUGGGAAUGGGAAAACCUUCACUGUGCAGAAGAUCAUGAUGGACUGGGCAUCUGGUGACCUCUACAAAGAGCGGUUUGAUAUUGUGUUCCACUUAAAGUGUAAAGAAAUAAACCGCAUUCCUGGCAAAAACAGUUUGGUGGAGAUCCUGAGUUACAGCUGCAGUUUAACACCAGAUCAGAUCUCACAGAUGUUACAGCAUUCUCCAGAGAAGGUGCUUUUCAUCAUUGAUGGAUUUGAUGAGCUGAAACUCACACAGGACAUUUAUCACACGUCACCAAACACUGAUCUGCUUCAGAAAGCCUCAUCUGUGGCCAUUCUUUGUGACCUGCUGAGGGGUCGAAUCAUGCGAGAGUCCUUCCUGCUGGUCACCUCCAGAUCUACAGCUACAGACACACUGAGUAAUCUGCUCAAAGGACCUCAUAGUUACUCUGAGAUAAUUGGUUUCUCUGAGAGGGGAGUGGAGGAGUACUUCCAGAAGUUUUUUCAGACUGAGGAGCUUUUCAGGAAGGCUUAUACAUUUGUGAAGACAAAUGAAACCCUCUUCACUGCCUGCUCCAUUCCUGUCGUCUGCUGGAUCAUCUGCACAACUAUCCAGGAACGUUUCACAAUUGGUGCAGAUGUGACAAGUGGCUUAGAAACAACCACCUCCAUCUACGCUGACUUUGUGUGCACUCUAUUGGAGCAUCACUGCCAGGGUUUGAGUCAGUCUGUCCUGACCCUGCUGAGGAGUCUGGGUAAGCUGGCAGAGAGAGGGAUUCUGGAACAGCAAGUUUUGUUGGAUGAGAAAACUGUUUAUGGAAUGGUUUCAGACCCUGCUUGCAGUCCAUUCUUGUGCAAGUUCCUUUUUAAGAGAAGAAUCCACCAGGAGACGAUGUUCAGUUUUAUACAUCUCAGUUUUCAGGAGUUCUUCACUGCUCUGUACUAUGUCCUUCUGGAUGAAGCACAGUCUAAGAGGAAAUUUAGACAGUUAUUUUCCAUUGAUGCAGACCAAGGUGAUUUUGCUUAUAGUCCUCCACGUUUUGCAGCUGUGGUGCAGUUUGCUUUUGGUCUGUUGAAUAAGUACGUGAGGCGCACUCUUAGGAAGAAACAUGGUCUGAUUGUUCAUCCAAACACACAGGCCUAUCUGAAAAACUGGAUUUUGAAAGAUAUUCAACAUGUUUUUCCACGUUCGAAUAGAGUGACCUUUUGUCUACAUUGUCUCUAUGAACUUCAUGAAGAUGACUUUGUGAGAGAAGCUAUGAAAGCCUGGAAGACGAUUGAUGCAUAUGGUGCAGUGCUAAGAAGAACAGACUGCUGGGCCCUGCUGUACUGCUCUCAGUGCUGUCAGUGCAUCAAAGAACUGCUUCUCGUCGAUUGCAAAUUAACAUCUGAAAAGUUGUUUAUGAUUCUACCUGCACUCCUCAAGUUUAAGAAAUUAUGGUUAACUCCAGAAGAUCCAUCUGACUCUGAUCUUGCUGAACUGAUGUGUGCUCUCACAAGAGGACAGACCCUGAGCACACAGCUUGUUGAUGUCAACCCCAGAAGAACAAAUUUUGAGAAUUCUUCUGUCGAUUCACUGAAUCUGUCAAUCAGUGAAGAGCUAUCCAGUAUCUGCAUUGGAACUCCAUUUUGUCAAGUCCCAGCCGCAUCUUUGCGAUCACUCCGUCUCACCUUUCCACACACAAAGCUAAUCAACAUCGAUUGGACCAAACUUUUUCAGCUAAUUCACCAAAAGGAUUCAGAUGCAUUAUUGCAUUUUCUCUAUUCUUUCUCUAAACUGAAAAAGAUGAAGAUGAAAGUGGACAGUCUAAGUAAGAUGUGGUCUGUUUGGGCCCUCCAAAUCAUCCAGAACUGCUCCAGUCUGACAGAACUCGAGGUGGAUGCUGACUUUUUGCUGGAGGAUGGAAUCAAGAUCUUGCAGAGGUCACACACAAGACCAGCCUGCAUUAUGAUUUUUCAUGGGUUCAUAUGCAAUAAACAGUCUCGAAAAUGCACAAAUUAUAAAGACCGUCAACUCAGCUGCAACCAGGAGUUGAAGAUUCUUCUGAAUUCCCAGGGCUUUUCUAUGGAGACUUUGCGAAAGCCCUUGUUUUGGAACUAAUGGUACAGCUUGAUAACUAGGAGAAAACUACACAAGCAGCAUCUUUAGAGCAAUGGACGGGAAUAAAGACAUCAACCAAGUAUAUCUAAAAUCAUUUAGGUGCAUUGCAAUAUUAAUAGUCAUGUGUCAGUUUAUUUGUAUAUUGCGUUUCACAUAUUGUUUCAAAGCAGAUUUACAGAGAUUUACAAUUUAACAGCUUAGAGUUGAAUGACAGUAAAGUUUAUGUGUGAAGACAAUAUAAACUCUCAAGCAUUUGGGAUUUGCUUUAUGGAAUAUAUAUUGUAUAUAAUUGUAUAUAGUAGUUGGCAUUUUAAUGUAUGCAUUGACAUGGAGAAUUAUGAAUCUGUAAGGUUUUGUACAAUUUUUUAAUAAUUUGGUGUACUGACAAGCCUAUUUACUAUUUGAUGAUGUUCAUCACUGCCACUCUUAAAUGACACAUAUAAACAACAGGGUUAAGAUUUCGGUCAUAUCGCCCACCCCUAGUUAACGAAAGGCAUGAUACAAAAUAUCUUCAGUCCCCUAGUGUGCAAGCCAAAGGUGACUGUGGGAAGGAAUGAAAACUUAAUUUUAGGGACUUGACUGUUGGUGUCUUUUAGAAGAGUCAUAUUAGAACGUAUGUAUAUGAUUUCUCAGUACGAAGACUAAAAACGAAACAUGAAAACAAA